Messenger RNA from Serendipita indica DSM 11827, 855 nucleotides. The record is from the annotation of a GenBank genome assembly. Lineage: Eukaryota; Fungi; Basidiomycota; Agaricomycetes; Sebacinales; Serendipitaceae.
AUGAUCGCACCUCUUGCCAAGAUUUCCGUCGUCGCCACGUUGCUCUCAGUUGGAGUUUCCGCUGUACCCACCGUUGAUACUCUACUUUCUCGGCGAGCCAUCGCUGGUCUUUCUCUCUCCCAGGGAUGCGAGAAUACCGUGAAGAACCUUCUCAGCUCGCCCGCUGCGACUUGCAUGAAUCUACCAGGAACAGUCGCCAUUUUCUCCACCGUUGCAAAUUCGUCCUGGAUCCCACCAAUAAAUAAAUGGCUUAGCGACUUCUGCGGUGCUCCGGAUUGCACCGGUGACCAGAUCACCUCGACGCUCAAUACGGUCAUGGACGGCUGCGCCAAUGACAUUGCGCAGCUAGGCGUCACGAUUCCACGAGAACAGAUCAUCUCAAACUCGGUUACGUACUUUCCGCAAGCAAAGUCCGCUUUAUGUCUUCGCGACUCGAGUAAUAGCAACAAGCUUUGUGCAAUCACGACACUCGAGAACCUGCAAACGGCCCUCGGCGGUGCACCACUCACUCCCGCCGUCAUUGAAGAAAAGUAUCCUCUCCUGCUCGCCAACAAUUAUGCACUCGCGAAGCAACUCGCUUGCACGCCGUGUACUUCUGCGGCAUUUGCCCUGGUCCGACCUGCUCUGCCGCAAAGCAUUCUCACCACCGUCGAUGGAUUUGUCGGUGACCAAUGUGGUGUCGAUUUUACUUCUCAACCGACUGGAAGUAUCGCCGUCGUGACCGGGACGGCAGCCCAACUCGCCGCUUCGGCAACAGCUAGUUCAUCGCCUUCUGCCGGGUUCGCCUCAUUCUCGCUCAACCUACCUGUGGCUCUUCUAGUUGGUAUAGCGUCAAUCGCCUCGUUCCUUCUCUAG